AUGAGGAAUGAAGUUUCUGACAAGGACGAGUUUUUAAGCCUAUUUUUCACUUUUAUUCAGCAAGACCUGCUUGACGAAAGUGGAGGAACCGAUCUUGACCCCAUCUUGUCGCAUCUUGCUGCAUUUUGUCAUUGGUCGGCGAAAGAGAAAGAUGUGUUAAGGGGAAGUCUUGGUGCAUUCGCGAAGUUCUUAGUAGACAAUUUCUUCUUGCCGUUGAAAGCAUCUGCAGUUAAAACACCUCAACCUACACCCGCUCCUUCUCACUGUGAAACCGCUAUUGGUACCCUACAACGAUUGUCAACUUUGCGACGAGAUUGCCUUCGCCGGGAUCGCCAUCGAUGUGUCAUUACUCGGAAGUUCGAUGCUCAGGAAGCCGAGAGUCGAUACGAGAAGGAUGGACGCAAUUUGAAAGAUGAUGAUGGGAAAUCAUUGCUUCCAGAGUGUGAUACAAUCGCGUAUCUGGAAGUAGCGCACAUAAUAACUCAUUCUCUGAUGUCACUCACUGGUAUCGAAGCGGACAAUACCCAGGCAUACUCAAACCAAACAGUUCAUAGAAUCCUAAAGAUGUUCAACCCCAGCGCUAUCGACCUAAUAAAUGGCGUCGGUGCUGACCGACCGAUGAACGCCCUGACCCUAACUCGUGACCUUCACACGUAA
Molecule: messenger RNA, 657 nt
Organism: Aspergillus bombycis
Lineage: Eukaryota; Fungi; Ascomycota; Eurotiomycetes; Eurotiales; Aspergillaceae
Exons: 3
Coding region: 1-657 (218 amino acids)
Source: RefSeq, a predicted model, not a curated record